Podarcis muralis (Common wall lizard) is the source of this 1519-nucleotide messenger RNA. NCBI's taxonomy places the organism in Eukaryota, Metazoa, Chordata, Lepidosauria, Squamata, Lacertidae. The record is from RefSeq and is a predicted model, not a curated record.
AAGAGCCUCCCGCUAGUGACUUGGCCAAUCUAUGCUAACUGAGUUAUGCGAUCCUUGCAGAAGCCAUGAACCAGCAAAGUUCCCAAGACUUUCAGAAGUUCCGCAGAUGUCCAUUUUUUGCAGCAUGAAGGCGUUCCUGCAGAUUCUCCAAUGCACUGUGAAGGAAAGACUCACUACACCAAAAGCCCUCCUUCCAUAUUGAGGAAAAGAUCGUCCGUGAACAAAGCUCUCAGUCAGAAGCAAAAAGUAGGGAGAAGAGUUCGUUUCCAGGAACCAGAAGAAAUUAUUGGACGUGUUCAUGACAUUUCCUGCUGUGACUACAUAGUUGCGCACAAGAGGCCUGCAAGCGUACUGCCUUUGUUCCUGGGGAUUUUCCUUUGUGCGCUCCUGCUUUUGGCGUUAAGUCUCUACUACGGCAGCGUGAGGCGAGAUUUCAAAGUCUUGGAAGAGUUUCACACCCAGCUUGUUAUCGUCGUCCUUCAGAUCAGGCACGUUGCUGUGAAAUGUUGGGCCUGGUUUAUGAGGCUGUAGAAAGCCUCACACAUGGAACCAUGCAGGGCUGGGAACAAUGGCUCGCUUCCUCUGGGAUACCGUCCGAAUGUCUCUGAGAGAGAAAAAGAGCCUCUUUAUUUAAGAGGGGGGAAAUUAAACGGAAAAUGAAGCAGCUGUCUUCUUGCAAAAUUACGACGCUACACACGGUGGGCAUUUUUCCUUUCUUAUCGCCGUCAUUUGGGUUCCGCAUUUCUUUUCAUAAUGCCAUUAUCGUCUCCUAGCAAUCUCAAUUGCAAUUAGAGGCCCAUUGUGUAAGAGCCUUGAAGCAUUGAGAAUAUUCUUUAUUUCCAACCUGGGGAUGUGUGGGAGCUGCAAACAGGAUUUCAAAGUAUUGCCAAUCAAACGUCUUAAAAUAAUAAUAAUAAUAAACCCAUGAGCUAGACCAUACAAAAGACUAAGUCUUCAAAAAUGACUUAUUUUUAAAUGAUAAAUGUUGGGUGUUGCUUACAGAGGAACGUGUGGACAGACAGAGUGUAUAACCUUAUCAAAACUUGCUUCCUUUGAAAUUCCCCAGCAGUUUCUUCGGGGAGGAGCCUUCGAAUUCAACUCAAAUUUUGGCUUGGAUGAAACUGAGAGUAGCUGUGCAUAUUUUACUCUCCCCCACUGGAACCAAUGGGGUGUAAAAGUGUUUCGCUGGAGCUGAGUCAAGCCUCUUUGUGUCUGAUGUAUAUUUUGAGGUGAGGGUUAAGCAAUGUGGGUAUUUGUGAGUGGUAUGUAUAUCACAUUUUAUCCAUUGCACGGUUUGAAACCUAUUCUAUAGAUGUCAGCUUAUGGAUAGCUGCUGCAAGCUUUCAAAAGAUAGGCGACCAGGUGUCUAACCACACAAUUAAAAAUUACAGGAAUGUUGCAGUCUCCACUAUCGUUGGUUCAUGGUUUAAUAAAAUAUUGUAUAUACUAAUACAAAUUGGUUAUAAAAAGGUGUUUUUUUUAAGACAUUGAUGUGAUUUUUAGCUUACUGGAAUCACAC